Messenger RNA from Fusarium poae, 495 nucleotides. RefSeq lists its product as uncharacterized. The coding region runs from base 1 to 495 and encodes 164 amino acids. The transcript is spliced from 5 exons. The record is from RefSeq and is a predicted model, not a curated record. NCBI's taxonomy places the organism in Eukaryota, Fungi, Ascomycota, Sordariomycetes, Hypocreales, Nectriaceae. Gene Ontology annotation, molecular function: protein binding.
AUGGGCAAGAUCAAGCCACUUCAGACGCAUGUCUUGGUACCCCGCCCUGCCCAGCGCUCAAUCAAGGCAGGAAUCGACAGGCUUCAGGCCAAGGUAGCACCCUUCCACGUAGAAUUUUCGGACGAGGAAACAAUAGAGUCAGGGUCUGCUGAUGCCGAAAGGAAUGCCGAUAACUCAAGCUUGCGCAUGCAGGAUUGGGAUUAUGGAGAAAGAUCUGGAAACCUGCCUAAUCAGGCAGAGAUUCGAAUGCUGGUCUCAGGAAAGCACCUGGUGCUAGCUUCAUCCUACUUUGAAAAAAUGUUUUCUGGUCCUUUUACCGAGGGAAAGACCGAUCACUCAGGGCUUCGCCAAGUAACAGCGACCGACUGGGAUCCGGAAGCUUUUAAUAUCGUACUAACGAUCAUGCAUGGUUACCACCGAGAUGUACCAAAGUCACUUGGCCUCGAGAUGCUUGCAAAGCUGGCCAUGAUUAACUUCUUGAACAGCUUGACAUAG